AUGGCCAAGCCUUUGCUCCUCUCCUUCGCAUUUUGCUUUCUCCUGGCCUUCCACGGCUGCCUCGGCCGCCAGCGGUACGGGGCCAGCCAGCAGCACUCACUCCGGGAGCAAGGGGAGUGCCGGAUCGACCGCCUCGACGCCCUCGAGCCCACGAACCGCAUCCAGUGCGAGGCUGGCGUUGUCGAGUCGUGGGACCCAAACCACGAGAUGUUCCAGUGCGCCGGGAUCGCUGUGGUCCGGCACAUCAUCGAGCCGAACGGCCUCGUCUUGCCUUCCUUCACCAAUUCACCUCAACUCACGUACAUUGUUGAAGGUAAUGGUAUUCUGGGGACCGUGAUCCCUGGUUGCCCCGAGACAUUCCAAUCAUCUCAGCAAUCACAGUUCGGGCCGCAGUUUGGACAAGGAGGACAGAUGAGAGGAGGAGAAGGCCAGCGGUUCCAAGAUCAGCACCAGAAGAUCAGCCGCUUCCGACAAGGCGACGUCAUUGCUUUGCCCACCGGAGUGGCCCAAUGGGUCUACAAUGAUGGCAAUCGGCCCAUCAUCGCCGUCACCCUCCUCGAUGUUACCAAUAAUGAGAACCAGCUUGAUAUCAACCCAAGAAGAUUCUUCCUGGCUGGCAACCCGCAAGACGAGCAUGAGCAAGGGGGCCAGCAACGGCAGGGACGGCGCCCACAACAGCGACAGCUUGGUGAGGAGGGCCAGCAAAGGGGUCAAUGCAACAACGUCUUCUGCGGAUUUGACGCGCGCUUCCUGGCUGAGGCGUUUAACGUGGAUCUGGAAACAGCAAGGAGGCUGCAGAACGAGAAUGACAACAGGAACAACAUCGUGAGGGUCGAGGGCGGCCUUCAGGUUGUGAGGCCCCCAAGAGAACACGGAGGCCGUGGAUGGGAGGAGGAGCGCGAGAGGGAGAGGUACGGUGGUGGCAGGUAUGACGUGAACGGAUUGGAGGAGACGCUCUGCACUAUGAGGCUCCGAGAGAACAUUGGCGACCCGUCGCGUGCGGACGUCUACACGCAACAAGCCGGCCACAUUAGCGCACUCAACAGCCACAAGCUGCCCAUCCUGUACUGGCUCCAACUCAGCGCUGAAAAGGGCCAUCUACACAGGAAUGCAAUUAUGGUGCCACACUACAACCUCAACUGCCACAGCGUGGUCUAUGCAAUCCGCGGCAGCGCGCGCAUCCAGGUGGUGAGCGACGACGGCCAGACAGUGUUUGAUGAGGAGCUCCGCGAGGGGCAGCUCGUAGUGGUGCCGCAGAACUUUGCAGUGGUGAAGAGGGCUGAGAACGAGGAGUUCGAGUGGGUGUCCUUCAAGACCAACGACAACGCGAUGGUCAACCCGCUCGCAGGCCGGACCUCGGUGAUGCGGGCCUUGCCGGACGAGGUCAUCGCCAACGCAUACCAGGUGUCGAGGGAGGACGCUAAGAGGCUCAAGUACAGCCGGAGGGAGACCACCGUGUUUUCCUCCAACGAGAGCGGUGGUUCUUUCUCUGAGAGGAGGGCUGAGGCUUAA
Eucalyptus grandis is the source of this 1512-nucleotide messenger RNA. RefSeq names its product 11S globulin seed storage protein Jug r 4. Gene Ontology annotation, molecular function: nutrient reservoir activity. Bases 1 to 1512 code for a protein of 503 amino acids. The record is from RefSeq and is a predicted model, not a curated record. NCBI's taxonomy places the organism in Eukaryota, Viridiplantae, Streptophyta, Magnoliopsida, Myrtales, Myrtaceae. The transcript is spliced from 4 exons.